CAUUACUAAAAUCGCUAAAUCUAAAUAGAUAAUAAUCGAAGAUUAUAUUUAAUCAAAAUAUACAAAAGUAUGUACAAUAUUCAGACAUAUAUUAUAUUGUAGGCUAGCAUUUGUAUGAUAUAACAAAUGUUUAAUUUUGAUACACAAAAAAAAUAAAAUAAAAAACACAUCUAAGAAAGCUGUUCUGAUAACGGAAUUAAGCCUCACAAGUCGCAUCUGUACUGCGGCGUGCAUCUCUCUCGCCUUGUCCUUUGUUAACCGUGGAGCUGUCGCGACCGCCAUUACUGGAUCUAAUCUAACUCUCUUAAACGCCUUGGAUUUUCUUCCAGGUGAACUCUGAUCCGACACCAAAAAAAAAAACCCCCCGUCAUUUCACUCCACAACUGCCUUUAGCGGACACCGACGGACAGAGAGGAACUUCGGCACGCUUUUCUCGUACCUCAGGUUAGCAGGUUCUUUGCUCUCCCUCUCACGGAACACACUUUAUCAUGUCCCUUGCUGCUUUCAUCUUCUUCACCGCGAUGAUUGUUUAUCGGUGGAUUCUCCCCUUUUUCUUGGAUUUACUUCGUUAUAUGCGCUUUCCUGCUAUUUUGGAUGCCGGGAUUGCUGGUUAAGCUGAGUACGGUGAGAGACUGAUUUCGGUUUAGGUAUCAGUUAUCCAAUCCGUGCAGUUGGAAAAGCUUGAAGGCAGCUUUUUUUUGCGCAGUGUCCCUGUAAUGGCAUUUAUCGCCAUCGAACAAGUGCGAUUCGCUACAAGUUCUGUCUGUGCUGGAAAUUUGUCAGUAUAUGUGUUGUCAGUAUUCAGUUUUUGCCUGACGAUUUCCCUGCUCGCAUUGCCUUGCAGUCUCUCCGAUUUUAACUUGCUUUGUUGUGGAACGUGGAUUCUGGUUAUUGGCAUUCGGUUUCCUUUCCUUCCUGUCAAGUUUUCUGUUGUUUGGCCAUGGCUUUGCCUCCAACUGCUGAUUUCCAGAACAAAUUUCUCUGCUGAAGUGGUAACUGAACUUGGGUUGCUUCAGUAUCUGAGAAUGUUUUUGAAAUAGCAGAGAUAGGAGAUUGAUUAUAUUUUGGCUUUACUUGGUGUUUUUGAGUAGGCAACAAAUGUAUAAUUGUAAAGUUUUAGCCUUUUGGACAUGUUGAAUAAAUGAAGUAGGAACUGAAUGUAACUGUAAAAAUAGCCCCAACCCAGCUUUGGUCUUCUUCCUUAUUAUUUGAACAAAUGUGAUCUUGGACAUUUCGUAAAGUUUUAGCCUUUUGGAGAUGGUGAAUAAAUGAAGCAGAACUGAGUGGCACUGUAAAAAUGACCCCAACCCAUCUUUGUUCUUCUUCCUUAUUAUUUGAAAAAUGUGAUCUUGGACUACAAAACUUCUGUUUGAUCAAGAAGUUUCACCACUCCAUGACCUGUUCUGUGCCAAAAACUUCCAGUUGCCUUCUUUGUUUCUUGUUAGCACUGCUGCACUAUCAUAGCUAGAAAUAGCGGCAGCUUAAUUUUCAUAGUUCACAGGACCAUUUCCUGCUGCCCGUAUUGAUUCCAUUCUUGGAUGUUUUAAAAUAGUAGAACCCUACAUCAUGGCCAUUCUACACACUAGGCCACGAAUCCUCCCUUUGUUAAAGCAAUGGCAGGCAGCAGUCAAGAUCUUACUAAUCAGGCACCUAGCUGAUAUGUUCAAACAUUAUCUUUUUUCAUUAUAUAAGGUGAUAGUACAUAUCAAAUUGUUUUUCCUUUUGGGGGGUUUGGGGGAUUAAGGCAUUCCCUGUCUUAUGGCUAAGCACCAUGCUGCAGAAUCCUCCUCUAUAGGUUGUACUCAGGAUUGUUUCCAUUAUUGAGAACGGUGUUCACUGAUAUUGAUCUACACUGUUUGCUCAAUUGAAGUGGUGGCCUCGACUCUUAUUUUAGUAGUCAGUUGUUCUCGUGAAUGACACUUUACUGCAGAUAUAUCUGUUUAUCAUUCUGUAUUCUUUAUUUUAUCCUUGUCCUUAUUCUGUUUCUGAUUCUCUUUUUCUCCUUUUGCUUGCAGCUGAAGCUCCUGGAUAAAAGAGUUCCCACACAUGAUAGCAUUCUACUGAAUAAUUUUCCUAUUAUGGUAGCCAUCCAACACUAGGACGUCUGAGAUUCAUGAAUGCAUAAGGGUUGGUGCCCUUUGCAGUGAGCAGGCAUGAAAGUAAUAAGUUUCUAUAAGUGGAAGGGGAUUCACGUUUCGGUUUCUCUGCUUGCGAUUGUUCUUACAGCAGUUAUUCUAUGGACAUGGGAAGAGAAUCCUUUUGUUUCUACUUUGCAGUCAGCGCAAGAGCAGUUUAGAGUAAUCUCUUCAGGUAUGCUUCUCUGCCUAUUUGUUCCUGUCAAGGUAAACCAGCACAGUCAAAACUAUGCCUUUUGAUAAAACUGUAACUGGUGCUCUACUGAGUUGCAAGACUCUAGUGUGCUGGGUGAGAACACCGUAGUCAAAGUUAUGAUUGCACUUAAAAAUGUAAAAUUACAAACUAUUUAAAAUUCCAAUCCAAAAAACUUAAAGAGAGAACCACAGAUGUAGAAUUACUGCAUUUUUUGUCACUCGUACGAAGUAAAAACAAUGAUCCAGUAAACAAAGUGGAUGAAAGAACAAAUUUCUUGUCUAAUGUGUAUGAUAAUAAUAUAACAUCUUUGGUUUGGUUUUGAAACUACUAUAUUUAGUACAGAAUUAGAGUUCAUAGAAGACCAUAAGUAUGAUAAGCCUGGGCCUAACAUUGUGUAUCCUUCUAGAAUCAUAUGAUUUUGAAGUCAAAGUUAGGAUUUUAACUACCUUGGAUCAGACAGAAAAGCAACCUUUCUGACACCACAUGGUGCAUCUGUUGGGCUUUUUGGUAGCUUCCUUUAUCACUGUGGCUUUUGCUACAUGUGCUAACUUCAUUCUAAUUUGAUCUUUUCUUGUUCUGAUGCUCAGGUAACGUAGUUAACUGGCCUAGUGAUGCAUCCCAUUCAGGUUCAUUGGUGAAUGUUACAAACAGUGUACCGUCUUCGAAUCUGAAAGGUAGAGUAUUUGCAGUGGGCUUGUUUAUUGUGGUGUUAUUGAUGAACUUUGCUCAGUUGUGGCUUUGCUUGUGAUAAGAGACCCUGAUGAUAACCACAUCAGAAUUCAGAACUUGCUUUUUAGAAGUCUCUGUCUUCAUGUAUGAAGUUUAUAUUAGCCUUUUUUAUCGCUUUGAUGGAUAAAUGAGUGUUCUCUGGCCAAUAUGCUUAAAGGUUUUCACUUUAUCGCUUACAAAUUCCGAGAUCCUCCCUGGCCUUAACUAUCCUCUAAAUUCUGCUCCUUUCAAUCUUUUCUGAAGAUGAUGCUAGCAAUCAAGAGUAACCUAAAAUUAUACUUUUGCCAUCCUUGUCCAACUGGUUUCUAUUGAAUCAUUUGCCCAUACUUGACAAGAAAAAGUGUACUAAGAUGUCCUCGGUGCCAAUGAGUGUAUGAACAUUCGUCCUUGUUCUGCCUGUUUAAAAACUUAUGUCACACGCAUUAAUGGAUAUUGAUACUAUAUAGUUGGUUUUGCCUUUACACAAGUAUAUUAUCCACCACCUGUGCUACUCAUUAUGUAUGUGUGCUGCCUUUUUUCCUUCUUACCUCUCUCUCACUGCUCCCCUUCUUCUUCUUUGUUACACUUUGCAGACUGCAAUUAUGCUAAGGGUAGAUGGAUUGCAGACAGCAAAAGACCUCUAUAUUCCGGGUUCCAAUGUAAACAAUGGUUGUCGGGAAUGUGGGCGUGCAGAACUUUUCCUCGAAAAGAUUUUUCUUUUGAGGGGUAUAGAUGGCAGCCAGAACACUGCAAAACGACCGAGUUUGAGGAAUCGGAAUUCCUCAAAAGAAUGCAGGACAAAACGAUUGCCUUCAUCGGAGACUCGCUGGGCAGACAGCAAUUCCAAUCAUUGAUGUGCAUGGCAUCAGGUGGAGAAUGGAGGAUGGAUGUAGCCGACGUGGGCUAUGAAUUCGGUCUAGUCAAAGCGCCAGGUGCUAUACGCCCAGAUGGCUGGGCCUAUCGCUUCACAAACACCAACACAACCAUUUUAUACUACUGGUCUGCCAGCCUGGCUGACCUAGUCCCUGUAAACGCCACAGAUCGACAGACAGAGGUCCGGAUGCAUUUGGACCAUCCACCAGCUUUCAUGCGACGAUACCUUCACAGAUUCAAUGUCCUAGUUCUCAACACUGGCCAUCACUGGAACCGUGGGAAGCUCAAAGCAAACCGCUGGGUGAUGUACAUUAAUGGGGAGCCACUCGAAGACAAAGGACUUGUUGAUUUGCACACUGCCAAGAAUCUAACAGUUCGCAGUGUCGCUAGGUGGCUCGAUCAGCAGCUUCCUUCGCAUCCUCGUAGUCUCAAGGUGUUUUUCAGAACAAUUUCACCGAGGCACUAUCGUGAUGGGGACUGGAACACUGGUGGGAAUUGUAACAAUACCACUCCCAUGACUAGAGGGAGCAAAGUCUCGAAGGAUGAGUCAAGUGAUGCAGUCAUUGCAUCUGCUGUUGAGGGAACACGGAUUAAGCUUCUGGAUGUUACUGCACUAUCCGAGUUGAGAGAUGAGGCUCACAUAUCGAAUUACAGCGCUAAGACUACGAACAAUGUGAGUGAUUGCCUUCACUGGUGCCUGCCUGGUAUUCCUGAUACAUGGAAUGAACUCUUGGCAGCACAGAUUUAGAAGGGUCAGGUUCGGCUACACUGAUACCUAUCAUAUACAAUUACACUACACACGAUUCAUUUGGAAAUGGGAGUAGCUUUGGCCAGUCCAUGUGGCAUACUAUAGACCAUGUUCAGUUACUUGGGAAAGAAUGCAUCGAUGUGGGGUUUUCGGCUCCUCCUUUUGGUUGGUCUUUGCAGGGAUUCAUCGCCGUCGGCAGCCCUCCCUAUUCAUCAGUAAGGAUUACCCCCUGAACAUGAAUAAACUUCACGGAUGUUAUUUUUCUUAAUAUUAACAUACAUACGGGGUACCAUUAUAGAGAACGACAUGGUGCUGUGUAUUCUAAGUAGCAAUCAGAUGUACUUUUGCUCUGGCGAUGAAAAGAUUGGACAUUGAAGUGUGUAUUUUUGUAUAAUCAGUGUAAUCUUAUUAGGAAAUACCUCUUCUGAUAAAUAGGGGGAAGAACAAAGGCACCUUAGGUUAAAACUGGCAGCAGCAGGUUGCCUUGUAAUUGCCCCUUCCCUUUCCUUCUCUUCCUUUGAAGCCCUUUUUUAUUUCAUGGUUUUUUGAGAAAAAGCCUCAAUUCUCAUAUCGAGAAGCCAAAUGAUGAGCCUUUUAAGACAAGUUUACUAAUUGACCCUUUCAAGAGAAAGCUGCAAUAAGGCUGUUACUACUGAGAAGAAAUAACAGCAGCUGGUGGGAAUAUCUUUCCAAAGCUGCAAAAGAUGGUGUAAGAAGACUGAAGGGAGUGAUGAAAGGAUUUACUUUAUCUUUGAUGUUUUGGCAAUAGAAGGAGAUAGUAAAGUACAAAAAGAAAAGGGCAAAGAGAGUCCAGCUGCAGGGAUACGACAUUAACAAUUGCUAAUUGGAACAUAUCCAUUACACAUGUUGCUGCUGCUCCUGCUGGCCAUCUUCUUCACAUAUCACUGUCAUAUGUAAACUUCUGAUACGAAACUGGAACAUGUGGGGGUUGAUUAGGUAUCAUGUUCAUUCUGGGUAGGCCCUUUUCCUCUCAUAUCCAGUAACCUCCAUGGACAAGCCAGAAAACGUCAAUAUAUACUGUUACUUAGCAGCAGCAGCAGCAGCAGCAGCUAUUAGUGCCAGUUACAGACCUACACGUGGAGCGUGGUGGACUCUGAACUUGCCCUGAAAGAGAGAUAGGAUUUUGGGGUUGUUGUUCCUUCUUCCAUUGGGCAAUAAGACAUUCCUCCUUUCGCAUUUAAGUGGCGUAGAUUGCAUCAAAAUGGGGCUUUGGAAUUGUUUAAUGGUCCAUUUUCCAUGGCUGAUGGCUCCAUGUCAAGCCGGCGGAGCAAGGAGGGACAUGAUUGUCAUUUUGCUACACUUCUGGCUUGGUACGCACUCAAACUACCUAUUAGAUUAGUGCUGGGAGUCAGAGUGGCAGUGAUAUGUUUCUCUUGAUAGUAUUUCACUAUUGCUCAUAAGGAGAUGUGAGGAAAGCUGCAGAAUUCAUUCUCAGUGGGUUCUUUCAUCAAUCAUGGAUAUUUGCAGGAGAAUGCACUGACAAGUUCAUGAUCAGUGUAGGGUUUGUGAAAGUAUAUUUUGUGUGUAUAGUGGUCUAGAAGUCUAAAAUCGCGUGCAAUCAGUACAUUCUGAUUCCGUAAAAAAAGAUGCAUGGAGGUUUGCAAAGUAGGAAAAACCCAUCAAGAAAUUUAGAUUUGUUAACAAAUUAGUGAAUCGAUCAUAUAUACUUUGAAGAAUACAAGAGUUAUUUACCGUGGUCACUUAGUAGACUGUGUAGGCAUAUGCUAAAUUCUAGCUCGACAUAAUCCAAGUCUUGUAAGAUGGCCAGAUGGGGGUGGAAGUGCUACUAGAGGCAAGGCAAGUUUUCUCUACCUCAUGGUAGAGACGAAGACACGCAUCGGUCGGUGAUCAGAAAGGCGAGCACCAAAGACAUAUUUCAAACCCUGAAUCGCUACGAGAAGACCAACAGAUCAACACUCACACCACUUGAACUAGUCCUCAUUCGUCUUGUUGGGAUUUUAGUAACAAUAAAAAGACAAAAUAAUAAUAAUAGUAAUAAUAAUAAUAAUAAUGUCUCCCAAAUUUGUGCUUCCUUUCUGGCUCUUCAAACUUUUGGGCAAUCUGAACUAAUUAAGGUCCGGGAAUAUUGGUGAAAAGCUUGAAAUUAUUAUAUGAUUGAAAAUUGGAGAUAAAACGUGCUGACUACCAAUUUGAUGAGAAGGAGAAGUGUGGUGCGAUGAAUGGUUUUGGUAAAGAUGAUUAAUAAUUAAGGUCAAUUGGAGGCCACAUUACUUCCAUCAUUUCAAUGGCGCAUAGUGAUUGCCUAGUCUAGUCUAAGGUUGAUUGAACUUGAACCUCCUUUUGAUCAUUGAGAUCUGAAGUGUUAAACCCAAGAAGCAUUAGUCUAUAGGGUUAAUUACUAUACUUUUGCAUCCACCAUAUUAUCCUUACAAUAUGAUUCCCUAUAUAAAGGAUUUCAAAAGAUUGUAUUUGAAAUUGGUGUAAUUCUAACUUAGUGUUUGAUUAUUAAUUUUCAACUUUUUAGUAUUUUCAGAUUUAUAAGUUUUUUGUGAAUUUUUGCUACUACCAAAUUUGUUUUUGCCCUUAUGAUUUAGUACCUAAAUUUUUAUUUUAACCAACAUAUCCAUAUAUUUUGAUGGUAAAGUUAUAUUUUAGUACAUAUAUACUUUUUUUUUCUUGUGUUCUGGUACCUGGACUUUAAAUUUUUUUCCAACAAGUACUACUUGAUGCUAAGAGAAAUUUCAAAUAAGUAGUUGUUUAAAAUGUAUUUGAAAUUUAUAAGUAAGAUACUAGAUAUGUAUUUGUAAUUCAACAAUGUAUACGGUACAAAUCCAAAUAACAUAUCUAAAUAUUAUCCAAACAAAUGAUUUAGUAUUUGAAAUUUAAAAUCUCAAAAUCAAAUCCAAAUCAUCAUAUCUAAAGGCAUACAAAUAAAACCUUCCUUGUUUUAUGAUGCGGUAGCCUAAAAAAAGGCACACUUCAGUUAAAAAAAUUGGUGGGAAGAGACGGAUUCUCGAAGGAGUUUUCGGAACUCAAAGACAUCCAAAACUAUUAAUGACGGGAUUAUGUAUAGUUCAUGGUGGGUGACAACCUCCUCCGCGACAUUUGAUAUUUCAAACAUUGGUAAUUGAUAAGAUGGGAAAAUGUUGGUGAUUUUCUUUUUCCCCAAGUCCCAACCCACCUCAAUAUAAAUUAAGAUUUGGCCAACUGAAAAUCAUGAGGGGAUACUGUUUUUUCAUUGAUCAAACAACCAUGUUUGGACAAAAACUUUCAUAUCCAAAUCAAUAAUCCAAAUGAAAUGACCGGUUAGUUGGGAACUUUGCUUACCCAACUCUCCAACAAUGCUCGGUGGGUUAUUACAAAUAAUGAUUUGCCAGUACGAAGUUAUCAACAGAAAGAUUGAGAUAUAACUUUCCUUAAAUCUCCAAACCAAAUUAUUAGUCUUGGUGCAAACAAGACUAUAACAAUUAUUAUACAUUGCCUCGAAUAUAUAUAAUUGAAAAUAUUGGUCAAUGACUAACAAUUAUCUAUAUUAAUAUAGUUAAAAUCUUAUCAUACUCCUAAUCUUUUUUUUUUUUUUUUUGCAUUAAGGGGAGGCCAAGGCCAAGAACACAGAAAGCGUUACAGGGAGUACAUGGAAGAGGAAGGAGAGUGAGAGGGAGCUACAAUCUGUCGAGGCAAAGUUACCCCCAUCAUAUCAUCAGUAAUGAUCGUAGACAUACUUGGUGGCUGGUGAGCAUACUCCUAAUCAAUUAAUCACAUAUAAAUACUACAUAUAAUAUACGAUCGAAUUAACUAAAAGGUCCAAAUGGAGGCCCCUAAUAUUUGGACUCUUUGUCUGAUGGCCUCCCAACACACCCUCUUGUCCACCCAUGAGAAGAAGUAGUUUCAAAUUUUCAUUCAUGUAUAUGUACAUUAUAGUAUGAGGUACUAUGAAGUUACUCGUGUAAUAUAACUUUGAGAUGUUUUGGAGUGAAAUGAGUAAGUUUUUGUAAGAAUUCGAAAGUUGCACGUAAUGAAAGUGAAAAUGUGUAGAGAUUAGUAAGGAAAAGAACGAAAUGGCAGCUAUUACAUACAUCUAGCCUCUAGGGCUGCAAAUGAGUCAAACCGCUCGCGAGCAACUCGGUGUUCGAAUCGAAAAAGUCUCGUUCGACACUCGAAUCGUUAAUUAACAAGCCGGCUCGCGAGCCGUCGCGUUAGUAAACGAGCCAAGCUUGAGCUAGACCAUACUCAGCUUGAUAAGUUCGGGAGCUAGUUUGACUCGGUGGCUUGUUGAACUAAGCUCGCGGGCUUACUUGUUUAGAGCUUGUGGAAUGAUUAAUUACUCUUUUGAACAUGAACAUUAUUGUUUUAAUACGGAUGUUUAUUAGAGUUAGCUAUUAUUUAUAGUUUCUAGUGUGUUUUUUUUCUCAUUUAAACUCUUAUGUUUACACAUUUUUCAGCAAAAAAAAAAAAUUCAAAUCGAGCUCAUCUUGAGCCGAGCUUGUACUCAGCUUGCCAAGAUGUGUUAAUGAGUAUUUACCGAGCUCUAUCGAGUCGAACUCUAGCUAUAUUAUUUUUAAUCGAGCCGAGCUCGAGCUAGAUUAUUAAAAUUCGAGUUCGAGCUGCAAAUUUUAUAAACGAACCGAGCUCAAACUAAAUAAAAACUUGACUCAACUCGGCUCGUUUGCAGCCCUACAUACAUCAUCAUCGAAUUAACUAAUUAAUUGUCAACGUCUAAAUACCUUUUGACCUUUUUUAAACCAUGACCGCAGUUCAAACCAAUUCAAAUAAAUUUCAAAAAUUUGC
This is a messenger RNA of Linum trigynum, 9430 nucleotides long. The record is from the annotation of a GenBank genome assembly. Lineage: Eukaryota; Viridiplantae; Streptophyta; Magnoliopsida; Malpighiales; Linaceae.